Penicillium daleae is the source of this 459-nucleotide messenger RNA. RefSeq lists its product as uncharacterized. Lineage: Eukaryota; Fungi; Ascomycota; Eurotiomycetes; Eurotiales; Aspergillaceae. The record is from RefSeq and is a predicted model, not a curated record. The transcript is spliced from 2 exons. The coding region runs from base 1 to 459 and encodes 152 amino acids.
AUGUCUUCACUAUCAAGUCCAGUACCAGUGAUACUCUGCGGCAGACGCGCAGAAAUUGGAAAGCCAGUUGCUGAGCUGCUAGUCCCUGAAUUCGAAGUAAUUCACUUUAUUACGACCAACGAAGCUGCUCUGUCCGAUAUCCCCCGUCUAUUGAAAGGCGAGAAACCUCAGUCUCCAGACGACAGCGGCGUGGGCACCCAGAACUACAGCCAGGUUCCACGCGCCGUCAUUUUCGGUCGGGGAUACAGUCUUACAGAAGUAGAACAAUUCAGACAGGCAAGUGAGGGAUGCAAUGCGAAUUCUGUGGCUUGGAUUACGGGCGAUCCGGAUAGAAAGCCUGGUCCUAAUGAACCGCGCCCUGGACCGGGGUAUGCUCAGUUUGCGGCGGGCCAGGUGAAAGAGAAGUUGACUGCUUGGAGGGAGGAGGGCGCUACCCAUGAUGGAAUUAUCUUAUGGUAG